Messenger RNA from Theileria orientalis strain Shintoku, 1854 nucleotides. RefSeq lists its product as hypothetical. The record is from RefSeq and is a predicted model, not a curated record. The transcript has 3 exons. The coding region runs from base 1 to 1854 and encodes 617 amino acids. NCBI's taxonomy places the organism in Eukaryota, Apicomplexa, Aconoidasida, Piroplasmida, Theileriidae.
AUGGCAGAUGACUCAAGUAAAAAGGUUUCAACGAUACAAAAGUUUUCUAAGAUCAAUUGCCUCUGGAAUCCAAAGGAUGCUAAAAAUCCUAAAUUGUACGAUAGUUAUGCCUAUUUGGAUUUACAUCUAAACCAGUUUUUAGCAAAUAUAAUUGACGAGUUCACAUUCUUGCCUCAUUCCAUCUACAAACCGUCUAUUCAUGUGUACAUAAACGAGAAACUUGUGUAUAAAACUAAGAUUUUGGACUUUAAUAACGAUUUGUUCGAUGAAUCCAUAAGAUUGAAGAUAUAUUCGCCGCAAACAGUAGUAACUUUGAAGCUGUACGAGCACGAACAGUUUGAUACCACAACCAGCGAAGAAUUGAAUAUUAAGCCUGCGAUCGUGUUUGAGAAGUCUAACAUGGUUCUGAUCUCGUGGGUUGAUUUGGACAUUGGACUCCUGGUGCCCGAAACGGACUAUAAGGCAAUAUACACAUUCAAGGCGAACCCGGCCUUUAACCCAUAUAACCCGGGUGGCAUUUUGUACUAUCCUUCCAAGGGCAGCAGGCCGCAAAUCCUGUCGAAGAAGGUGUGCUCGUCCUGCAAAGUGUGCUCGCUGCUAUCGUACAUCGCAGUCGGAACUGACAAGAAUUACGAAACGAUAUCGAAGUACUUCGACUACAAGUUCGUGGACUCGGCCACGGACCCUUCGGAGUCGAACGAGGAUGCCAAAAAGAGCGACGACGGCGACAAGUCGGACGACGAGGAGAUGGAUCUGGUGGAUGUCAUAGACAUGUCGAACCUGUCGAAAAGGGGGAAGAAGGACGGGUGUAACUGCCUGCAGCUGAGGAACAUACCCUCUAACUUCAAGAAGAACGCCUACGAGGUUUGCCUCAAGUGCCACGACUAUGAAGUGUGUUGCGAGCACACGCUUAACAACUACUACCUGUCGGUCAACUUUAAGCUGGUGCCCUCGAAGGAAAAGGUGGACUUCACAACGGAGCUGUUCUCAAGCCUGCUGGCGGAGCACCUGGACGUGAGGAGGUACUCGGACCUGGCCUCGAUAUUUGAGCGCUCGUACCAAAACUACAAAGCGUUCGAGUGCAUAUUCGAUCACCUGCAAAUGUCAAAGGAGAGAGCACUGCUGGUGCUCCGGUACUCGUUAAUAUUUCUGCUACUGGGACUCAUACUGAACAGGUUUUUAACAACGCUGUUCUUUCUGCUGUCAGUUUUCUUCUUUUUGGUUAGAAUAACGUCGAUAAAGCAGUUUAAUAAGGACAAUGGAGAUAUCUUGUAUUCCGCAAGGAAUACUUUCCUGAGUGGCCAAGGAGUGGACAAGUUUAUAAUGAGGCUGCUGGAAAAGGAAGUGAAGGAGAAGCAGUUGAUAAUACAGGGAAAGGUAUACACAGUGGAUCAGAAGUCAAUAGAAAGAAACAACCUUAACAUCCCGGAGCAUAACAUUGAGUCGAAGACGAAGCUGUACACGAAGGCGCACAUGGGAUACAGAAGAUGCGAAAACAUAGCGCUGAAGACAGUGUGCUACGCAAUCUCAGAGAGCAUACCGGAGAUCGUGAAAAAAACGCUGUUUAUGAUCCUGGUGAUGUCGGACGCCCUGAUUGGAGCAGCGAACGGAGUGCUGGCAGUCACGAGGUACUACGGAGUGCAGCUGGCGAUAUCGUUCUUCACACUGGGGCUCCUCUCACUCAAGUUCUAUAAGCUGUGCCUGUUCCUGCUCAAAACGCUGCUGCUGGUGGUGGUCCUGGCGACGGCCUGCAAGGACCUCGACGCCGUAAAAUACGGCCUUUCGAUGCUCAAGAGCCUGUCGACGUACCUGAUGCUGAGAGUGUACAGAGCUGAGUGGUUCCUGAACGGGUAA